AUGUACCAGCCUUGUGUAGAGGUGGAAGAGGAGAGCUUCACCCGGGAGAUUUUGGGUUCUCUCGUCUUUCUUUACUUCAUCAUGGAAACGCUCAUUAAGACAAUAGCCCUGGGAUUCAUCGGCCAUAAAGGAAGCUACCUGAGCAGCCACUGGAACAAGUUUGACCUUUUCAUCAUCUUUGCAGAGCUAAUGGAUUAUACGUUUGGAUUCUUUAAUCUCCACGUAGAAGCAUCUCAUGCCAUCAAGCCAAUGAGACUAAUCAGCCGAGUACCAAGUAUGCGGAUAUUGGUGACAAUACUCCUUGAAACGGCCCCCAUGCUUGGUAAUGUUCUCAUCCUCUACGCGUUUGUCAUCCACAUCUUCGGAGUCAUUGGAGUUCAGAUGUGGGCGGGGAAGUUGCGCAACCGCUGCUUCCUGGGAGAGGACAUCCUGACAAUGUAUAACGUGUCCCUGAGUCCAUACUUUGUGCCCAUCUUUGGUGAACAAUCCUCGUUCAUCUGUUCACCUGACGACAAGAGUGGAGGACGCUUUUGCAGUGAUGUGCCGCCCUACCAGGAGCAUGGCAAAAUCUGCACACUGGCAGCAGACGAGCCGAUCCAAGCCGGCCAAUGUGUAAACUGGAACAUGUACUACAAUGUAUGCCGUGCUGGGGACCACAACCCUGACUUGGGAGUUAUUAACUUUGAUAACAUCGUCUAUGCCUGGAUAACCAUUUUCCAGGUUGUGACACUUGAAGGAUGGACCAAUAUCAUGUAUUAUGUUAUGGACUCUUAUUCCUUCUGGAGUUUUGUGUUUUUCAUACUUGUCACUAUUAUGGGCUCCUUUAUCAUAAUGAAUGUGUGUGCAGUCAUCAUUGCAACCCAGUUCUCGGAGAACUUCGCAAGAGUCACAACAGAGCAGCAUGCUGGUCCUCUGUCUUUUAAAAAUCUCUUCAGGAAGUUUGUUUCCUUCCUGAAGAUGAUGACCACCAGGGUGCAUCCCAUCAAGAGCUCAACACAUGUCAAACCCACACUGCAUCAGGUCUGGAUCCCUUUCAAGGAAAAGUUUAACAUUCUUAUCAACACUAAACUCUUUAAUCGAAUCAUCAUUAUUGCUAUUUUCAUCACUAUUGUUACCAUGGCGAUAGAGCACUACAACCAGCCUCAGGAGUUGACGCAAGUAUUAAAUGUCAGUAACAUAAUUAUUACCAUUAUAUUUGUGGUGGAGAUGAUAAUAAAGCUGAUCGCCCUCUCGUGGAUGUACUUUGCGGACCUUGACAACAUCUUCGACUUUGUGGUUGUUCUCAUCAGUUUAUGGGAAUUAGGCUUCCAAGCUGAUGGCAAGCUGUCAGUUGUGCGAGCAUUUCAUGUGCUGCGCUUCCUGAGGGUGUUUCACUUCCUCCCGUACCUGAAGAGGCAACUGCUGGUCCUGAAGAGGACGAUUGGAGAGGCAUCCACUCUGUGCUGGUUAAUGCUGUUUGUCAUUUUCAUUUUUAGCAUUGUGGGCAUGCACCUCUUUGGAUGCAAAUUUCACUUCAGGUCAAUAUAUAAUGAAACCGUUGAUGAUCGAAAAAACUUUGACAGCCUGCUGUGGUCCAUGGUCACUGUGUUCCAGAUUCUGACUCAGGACGACUGGAACGUGGUGCUUUAUAAUGCCGCGGCUGCCACCUCCCCGUGGGCAGCUAUCUACUUUAUUGCCAUCAUUGUGUUUGGAAAAAAUGUUCUUCUUAAUGUACUGGUGGGCAUAGUGGUUGACAGCUUCCAGGCCAGGCCCAGGGAAAACAUUCAUCAAGACUCCUCUCGCUGUCCCAGCUUGGUAUGUGAGGCAGAAAGCUCCCUUGAGGAGGGCCCCAGAACAAUCACAGGAGAAUAUUCUGUUCCUGCCACUGAGCCCAGCAGAUCCAAUGGGAGUGCCUCAGCCUCUGAGAUUCCCUCCACACAGACAAAAAACAACAGUUUCACUAGAUUUUUGAAUAGGAUUCAGAAAGUGCUGCUGUGGUGCCAACAGCAUAAAGACUGGUCAUUGUACAUGCUGUCUCCACAGAACAGGUUGCGUAGAUUUUGCCAGCGUUUGAUCUCUCACAAGGCGUUUGACCAUGUGAUUCUCUUCUUCAUUCUGCUGAAUUGUGUCACCAUUGCUAUGGAGAGGCCCAGCAUAAACCCUAAAAGCAUGGAACGCUUGAUCCUGAAUGUAUCCUGUUCUGUUUUUACUGCCGUCUUCCUGAUCGAGAUGGUUAUUAAGGUUAUAGCUCUUGGCUUGGUGAUUGGGAAGGGCAGCUACUGCCGGUCAUACUGGAAUCUCAUGGAUGGCUUUUUGGUGAUUCUGUCCUUAACCAACUUUAUUAUCACUUUGGUCACUUCUGACAAAAAGAACAUGCUCAGCAUCCUCAAAGUUUUUCGGCUGCUAAGAACACUUCGCACGCUGAGGAUGAUCAAGCAAACCCCAAAACUGAAGCUGGCUGUCAAAGCUCUUAUUGCCUCUGCUAAACCAAUUGGGAACAUUGUCCUGAUUUGCUGCGUCCUCUUCUUUUUCUUUGGGAUCCUUGGGGUUCAGCUGUUUAAAGGAAAGUUCUUCUACUGUGAAGGUGAAAACACUUCAAACAUCACCAAUAAGGCCGAUUGUCUCUCUGCUAAUUAUACGUGGGUUCGGAAAGAGUACAACUUUGACAACUUGCCUCAGGCUCUGAUAGCCUUGUUUGUGAUGUACUCUAAGGACGGCUGGAUGAACAUCAUGUAUGAUGGACUGGAUGCUGUGGGAGUAGAUCAACAGCCUGUGAAGAACUAUAACGAAUGGAUGCUCAUUUAUUUCAUCUCCUUCAUGGUAAUGAGCUUUUUCCUCCUCGACAUGUUUAUUGGCGUCAUGGUGGAGACCUUCCAUGUGUGCCAGCAGCAGCAAAAACAAUCGCUGCAGAGAGGAGGAAACUCACGGGAUAAACGUAAAGGUGAUGAAAAUAAAGCAUCGUUGGGUAGAGAGGAGAAUUAUUUCAGGCACUACUCCCUCGUGCGUCGCCGUAUCUAUGACCUGAGUACCAGCAGAUUCCUCGAGUUGUUCAUGACAGUAGUCGUCUUCAUUAAUGUCGUGUUGAUGGCUUUGGAACACUAUAAUCAGCCUUUGUAUGUGGAUCAGAUGAUAGAGUACUCCUUCUAUGUGUUCACUGUCCUCCUGGUCCUGGAAAUCAUGCUAAAGGUUGUGGCGUUUGGCGUACUGAGGUUCAUAAAAAACAGUUGGAAUGUGCUGGACAUCGCUAUAGUCUUGGUUUCCAUCAUCGUUAUCAUUUUCACCAAGAUGAAUAUGGAAGACACUCUUCCGAUUAAUCCCAGCAUCCUGAGAGUCACUAGAGUGCUCAGACUAGCACAAGUGCUGAAGGCCAAGAAGAUCAGAGUUCUGCUGAGAACCAUUACUAAGACACUGUCACAGGACACAUUACGCCCAUGCCGUCCCAAUGAUAAAGCCUGUCCCAGCUACCUGUGGUGGGCCUCGCCAAUCUGCUUCGCCACCUUUGUGGUCAUGAUUCACUUUGUUCUGGCAAACCUGGUGGUGGCAGCUGUCAUGCAAGCAUUGGAGGAAAGCAAAGAGGUAGUGUUGCUACAUGUGAACAGACUUAGAGAGCCCACAAACAUGCAGGUAUUCACCAAUAAGAAGAUCUGGUUUUGA
This is a messenger RNA of Pelmatolapia mariae (spotted tilapia), 3633 nucleotides long. Its product is annotated as voltage-dependent T-type calcium channel subunit alpha-1H-like. Gene Ontology annotation, cellular component: voltage-gated sodium channel complex; voltage-gated calcium channel complex; plasma membrane. Gene Ontology annotation, biological process: calcium ion transmembrane transport; positive regulation of calcium ion-dependent exocytosis; calcium ion import. Gene Ontology annotation, molecular function: low voltage-gated calcium channel activity; voltage-gated sodium channel activity. The transcript has 28 exons. NCBI's taxonomy places the organism in Eukaryota, Metazoa, Chordata, Actinopteri, Cichliformes, Cichlidae. The record is from RefSeq and is a predicted model, not a curated record. The coding region runs from base 1 to 3633 and encodes 1210 amino acids.